Molecule: messenger RNA, 6301 nt
Organism: Porites evermanni
Lineage: Eukaryota; Metazoa; Cnidaria; Anthozoa; Scleractinia; Poritidae
Source: the annotation of a GenBank genome assembly
AUGUCGUCCGAGGCUGCUAACAGUUCAAAGGAUUACUAUGGAGACCCACCUCAGCUUCUUUAUGAUGUCCCAUCUUCUAGUGGUAUUCAGACAACAAACAAGGAACCAAAAUUGCCUCUGGAUAUUCUGUUGCUGACAGUUGAGAAUGAUGAGUUUUUACCUUGUUACCAGCAACUUAAAAAUCCAUGCAGAUGGUGGUUUGAUGGCCUUGGUUAUGUUUACUUUGAGGAAGAGGAUGAAAGUCAAAAAGAGAAAGUGAAAAUUGCAUUGUUGAAGUGCUAUGGUGGAAGUGGUGCUCCCGGUGGUUCUCUGAUUUCUGUGAAGAAUGCUGUCACUGUGCUAAGACCCAAGGCAGUUAUAUCUGUAGGAGCCUGCAGUGGUCUUAAUCCUGCGAAAACAAAGUUAGGAGAUGUCAUUGUCUCAUCUAGAUUAUCAACUUAUACAUCCAAAGUAGUAAUGUCUGAUCAAGAGCAAUCAACUGGCUUGAGAACUUAUGCCAGCAAACAUUUUCUUAAUGUCAUAAAGAAUUGUGCUGAUGGCUGGCAGGCUCCUUUGAAGAAUCCCGAAGCAAGUCAAGCAGUUGAAGUACAUUGUGGUGAAAUUCUGAGUGGUCCAGAGCAGAUCCAGGCUGAGUAUCGACGUGAUCAACUGGCUAAGUGCAACCUGAUGGCAAUGGCUGUGGAGAUGGAAGGCGAAGGUGUUUGUCAUUUUUUGUGUAAUCACAUUCCAGAAACUUCCUGAUAUUACUUGAUAUGCAUAUGAGUGCACAACUCUUUAGUGCAAUGACUCGUAAAAUGCACGAAAAACUCAGGAAAAUGUAGUGAGAAUGUAAUGGUCACACUGAGGUACUGAUGUCUCCUUGUGACACUCCCUUCCCAUCAGUCUCUUUUUUGACUCAGUGCUAGAGUAACUAGCCUGAGUUAAUUGGUACAUAGUGUCUGUUUAGUACAUAAUUAUAAUAGAUCAAAGAUGACUUAAAGAUAAUUAUGUUUUAAGAGCAAAAAACUAGGUUGGUGAGGGCAUUGGAGUCAUAGAAGGGUGUAGAUUGUUCAUAAUUAUUUUCCCCAGAGUUUCACCAUUGUUCACAUUUUUGUCUCAGCUGUGGGGACCUUACAUUGCUUGUAGUUGCUUGUAGUUGUAGGAGAGAACCCUGGGAACAAGGUGAUGUGAUGUGCUCUUACAGUGCUCAGUGGGCCCUUGCACCUAACUUUUUUUUCUUUGGGAUUACAAAAUCUUAGUUUUUUCAUAAAAUAAUUAUUUCCUAGACAGGCUGGAUUCCACAGGUUUGGAGUUUUGAACUCUCUUCAAGUUUUCUUAGAGCACAGCCUUUUAGAACGGAUCAAUUACACACCGUGCUGAACAAAACAUUUUUCUGUGCCAUGUCAGCUACCACGGUUUAUUCUAGAAAUUAGCGAAUGAGGGUCAAAUACGCCCCUUCUGUAAUUUUAGGGGAGCCCUUUUUCAAGAAAGGGGGAAGGGAAGCUUUGCCGCCAUUAUGGAACAUUCUGGGAAACUGAAAAAGUCUGGGCUCAAAUUACUGCAGAAUCCCGGAUGUUUUGUCUGAUGAAAUAAUGACUCAAAAAGAGAAGAAGAGAAAGGCAAUUGAGGCAGUAAGAGUCUAUAAAAGUUCAAAGUAAGUUUAUAGAUCUGCCGUCAAAUCAGUGUUGUUGUCAGUUACGUUUUCGAAUACUUUAUUUCAAAUAGUACUUAUCCUUCGGUCUAUAUUUUUUGCGCCCCCUUUGACGCGGCAACGUAAAUUUUAUGCGUCUUUUUUUUUUCCAAAUUCAGGAAAUCCCACAAGGCUGCGCUCUAAUAUAAACCCUGACUGCUAUAUGUGUCUGUACCGAGAAAGAUCAUAGGAAACGACCAUGCCAGUCACAAAUAGUGGGCACUUUAUUCAGUACGUUGUUCAAAAUGGAAUAAAGUACGGUACAAUAAUACUUUAAUUACCUUGACCUGGCUCUUGAAUACAUGUGUAGUUGUGUCUGAUAGAAAAUGUUCAACUGUUUGUUUGAAAUUCAAACAUCAAGUUCAAACAUCAUGUUAUGAUUGGCUGGUGUGAUAUCUUAACGACCCAAUACAUGUAAAUGUAAAUGUAAAUGAUGUUAGAAAACAUAUGACAGACACUUGCAUCCAUCAACUGAAGUCAGACUUUCCUCUGUUAAGUCACUUCCCUACCUCUGAAAGCAGAAGAGUUACAUAACUCUGUUUUGGAUUACAGGUGUUUUCACUGCAGCAUUUGACAGCGGGAUUGAAUGGCUGAUCGUCAAAGGAAUAGCUGAUUAUGCAGCUAGCAGCAGUGCUCAACAGAAUGCAAAAAGUUGGCUUCGCUGUGCUUGUGUGAUGGCCGCUUCACUUGUUAUGCAUAUUUUGAGUAAUCCCACUGUUUUCCGUUCCUGGCCUCAUUAUAAAGGUAAUUUGACAAAACCCUAGUCUUGUUUUGUUUGUUUGUUUCUAUUUUGUUGCGUUUUUUUUAUGUAUCUCAACUUCAAAAAUGCUGUUAAAGCGAAAAGUAUCCUGUGCCACCGACGAAACUUAAUUCUGAGGAUGAGACACAAGUUUCCUUUGUUCAACGACAACCAUUUCUUUCAUCAUUUUUGUCCUAGUUAAUUUUUGCAGUAUUUAAUGAAAACGGCACCAAUAAAAAAGCUCUGCAUGACAGUGUACUUCCCCUCUGCCUUCUCUCCAAACCUUGAAUUAAUCCCUUUGGUCAUCACCAUGGCAAUCUGCAGUAUUAAGGCUGAUGUCAACUAUAGGGAUAAUGAUACGUUAAGGUGCUCAGACCAAACCUAUAUUGAACAUAAUUUAUUACUUUCUGAUCAGUGGUAUGACACAAAUUCAUUUCUCAGGAAUGCUCGGCAAACCAUAACUGAGUAGUUUCUUUUCGUUCUUUCUUUAUCUAUUUACAAAUUUGCCCCCUGUUGUAGGUUCUUUUCCUAAUUACCCAACCCAAACGCUAUAAGUAUAACACUUCAUAUCCUAAGAAAGUAAGAUUUUUAAAGUUGGUUUUUCAAACUAAGAGUGUCCUUUUGUGCGCAAGGUGUUCGCAAGACGAUGAUUGAUCAUGAAAUUAAUUUUACUUUCUUUGCACCAGAAAGAGUGGCAGGCAUAAAACGCAGCGCAGAGUGUGUGAAAGUCGAGGGAAGUGUUAAAUCUCUGAAGUCAGACCUCGCUGAUGUGCAACUGCGAUUAACACAAGUGGAAGAAAAACAGAGCUCCGCUGAACCUCCAAUAAUUCCAGGUUAGAAAAACUAUUGAUUGACAUUAGUUCAGCCGGAAUAUUCCGUAAAUGAUCCCCUCCCUUCAUAAGCUUCUUCGAAUAUAACCCCCUUUUUUUCAAACCAAAAAAGCCUCCCACUAUUAUAAUAAGACCUUCAGGUGGGGGGGGAAAUUAUAUCUGGGAAUUGUCAUCAAUUUUCAAUAAACCAUACCAAAAGAAUUGAACGACACUAGCCCGUAUGUAAGUUUUUACUGAUUAGUUUUCUGUGAACACUUAGCUACAGCAUGAAAUACAGUGUACGAACUGUUUAUUAUUUUAUACAGCAACUAUAAGCUGAUGUUUGUUGAUACUGAUUUGCCCAUGAGGUUUUCAAACCGCUUUGCAUGAAUGUAUGCCACUAAAGCCAAUAGAAGCGUUGGGGCUUAUUUUCAGAAUUUUACGGUAUUCAAGUUAUUAGUGCUCUAAAUGCACACAAGAACGUCUUCAAAUAGACCUUGGCAACACAGGUGAUUGUUUGUUUAUUUGUUUACUUAUGUAUUUAUUUUCGCAGAGUUUGCCGAUUGUGAAUCAGACAUCAGGUUUUUUGCCGCGCGUUGCCAUGAAAAUACAAGGCAAUGGCUGUUUCAAGAUUUUGAAAAAUGGUUCAGUGAUCCUGGUGAUUCCAGAGCUUACGUUCUCCUGGGUGAUGCAGGUGUUGGCAAAAGUGUUAUAGCAGGAGCCCUAGCAAAGCGUAAAAGGGAUGCUGGAUGUUUGGCUGCUGCUUAUUUUUGCCGUCAUAAAGAUAGAAGAAGAAAUCACCCCUUGAGUCUUCUUGCAACUCUCGCACGUGAUCUCUGUAAAUGCAGUAGUGAGUACAGUAGCAUAGUGGGAGGGGAGGAAGGCGUGAGAGGGUUGAUAACUAAUUCUGAAUUUAAACUUGAAGUUCAUGAGUUAUUUGCGAAAUUGCUAGAAGAGCCUUUAGCUAAGUGCAGGUCUCCUCCGAAUCGCAGAUUAGUUAUUAUUGACGCUUUAGAUGAGACAGAGUACGGGUCCCGGAAAGAUGUUCUUAAUGUAAUCAAGUUAGAUUUCCACCGUCUUCCAGAGUGGCUUGUGUUCUUUAUCACCAGUCGUCCCGAAGAACAAAUACAGAGCAGACUGAGAAGGUGCAAACCAUGUAUAAAAAUGUGCGCAGGAAUUCAUACUGAUAGGGGUAACUUCUAUCAACAUCACGAGAAAGACAUCCAGCGAUAUUUAGAGAAGAAAAUAGAUUUCUCCGUUCUCUCCUUUUCGCUCGAAGACGUCACAAUGAAGUGCGGUGGAUUGUUCUUGUACGCAUUCUUCAUUGCGAAAGAACUCAAAGAUUCAGCAAAUUCAGGUGAAAUUAGUCAGUUGAGUCAGCUGAGUGACUUUCCAGGGGAUAUUGAAGAGUUCUUUUUGAAAAAUUUCCAGCGAGUGUUUGACAAUGUAGGGUGCGAUCUCUACAGGAAACUUCUUGGCUGUAUCAUGGCUGCACCGUCUCCUCUUCCUGCAUCAUUUAUCGCGUUCGUUCUCAGAAGAGAGAAUUCAUCUCGUAAAGAACAUGAUGUAACAGACGCUAUUUCACAGUUUGUGAUUGUACGAACUUGUGAUCGGACAGUGACCUUCCUUCACAGUUUGAUCCCAGUGUGGUUAUCAGACAAAGGUAAAGCUCGGACGUUGUUUGUUGACAAAACGUCUGCGGGUGAGUACCUCAAGACUUCUUUCAAUGAAAUCCUCUCAGCUGUUGUAGAUGUAUCAUCCUCAAUAACGUCUGUAAGUAUUGCUGAUGAUUUGCAGAACUAUGUUUUGCGUUUUGCCAUUCGAUAUUUGUGUCAUUGUGGUGACAAGAAUUCGCUCGACAAUGUUUUUAAGUUCUUGACCUGUUAUACUUUCUUGCAAAAGAGAAUUCAAGUGCGCCAAAUCGGUAGCUUUAGGGGAAUCGAAGAAGUGGAGGACGAAUUGUUGCUAGCAGCUGGCUGUUUCACUGGUAAGGAGAAACCGAAGGGAAAUGUCCUUAAAGCGAUCAAGGAUACGUUUUAUUCAUAUGACCAAGUUGCUCUUGAAGAUUGCCCAAAUGUUCUCCUGUUUUGCAUUGGCAGCUCCUCCAGCCUUGUCCCAGAAAACGUCUGGUCAACCCCUUGCCUGUUAAACGAGACCAUGAGUGAUGGCGUAGGCGACUCCUUUGCCGUAUCUUCUGAUAAGAAGACAGUGGUCGGGGUACUGAGGAAUCAGUAUCUUUUCUUCGCGGAUACAGCUACUUUAGAAACAGUUGGAGGCCCUUUCGAAAUAAGUACGGAUGUCAUUGAAGAAAUAUAUUUCAUAAACUUUUCCCCGGACGACAAGUUUAUAUAUUUUGGACGACUCGACAAAUGGUUUUCCGUUCAGCAAGAAUGUGUGGUUGACUUACCUGUGUUCUCAGGGAACUCCCUUAUCUAUGGGGAAGGUUUUUCUUUGGAGGAUGGAACACAGUACUUUUGUGUUUGUGCUUACAAUAUCCCUGGCCUUGAUUACUUUCCUUGUCAAGAUAAGUGUUGUAUAGCAGACUUAUUUGCCAUGUGGGCUCAAUUGGAAAUUGACGAGGACAUGAAUGGCAUGACGUGUACCUAUGAAAAAUUAGCAGACGCAAUAUCUAAAACCGAGAUACCUCUAGGGAAACCAACCACAAACCUACUGGAGGUUCUUGGAGUCGACCCAGGGUUGUAUGAGGCGAAUGAGUCUCCUAGUUCCUACGACCCUUCUUGUUGCUGUUGUCGCAGGUUAACUGAAUUAACCGAGACAGACAAAGAACCAUCCUUGACUGUUGUUCGUCAAUGUGUACUUGAGUUUUACCCUCUGUUAUUUCAAAAUCAGGUUUGGGAUUUUAACACAGGUAAACCUUUCUUGCACUUGUUUUGGAACGAGGAUCGUGAGAUGUCAUAUGAUUAUUAUAAACGUCACCUUCCUUGUAAAAUAGGUGAAUGGAAUGAAUUUAAUUGUCCACCUCAUCUUGGCCCGAGUAAGAAGGUAUCUGUUUGUAACAUCGCAGUGGACAACGCUGUUUGGGUUUUAAAAAAGCUUUGCGACCAACAACUCAACGGUCUCUGA